UUUUUUACCAAAGUAUUGAUAAGCACGUGGUAAUAUCAUGUGUCAUAUAUAUAUAUAUUUAGAGUCAGAUUAUAAGUGUAAGCAUAAGAUAUGCAGUAAUUGAUAUGAGUUCUAUCUUGAUUGGUAAUUAAAUAGAAAGACCCGGUUAGAAACCACUGGCAGUUACUUGUUGCCGCAUCGGACGUUUACGAGAUAAUUAUUGACCUCAUUACAAAAACUUUUUAAUGGAUAAUUCGGAUUCGAGCGAAAUAUAAAUUUGUGGCGGCGAAAAUAUAUGAUGAUCUGAUUUCAAAUUUAAUUCAUCACUUACACACUGAUUUGAAUUUUUUUCUCAUUAAUAAUAAUAAUAAUAAUAAUAAUAAUAAUAAUAAUAAUAAUAAUAAUAAUAAUAAUAAUAAUAAUAAUAAUAAUAAUAAUAAUAAUAAUAAUAAUAAUAAUAAUAAUAAUUGAUAACUGUGAAUAGUUGACGAUAAUGGAAUCGACAAAAACAUUAGGAUUGGUUGAUUAUCUGGUGAUUACACUGACAAUUGCUAUUAGUGUUGGUAUCGGAAUUUAUUAUCGUUUCACCGGAGGCAAACAAAAAACAUCCGAGGAAUAUUUUUCGGCAAACCGAUCAAUGGGUCCGCUGUCAGUUGGUAUUGCUUUGAUGGUGUCAUUUAUGUCUGCAAUAACACUCUUAGGAAUGUCUGCUGAAAAUUAUGUUUACGGAACGCAGUUUAUUGUCAUAAAUAUUAAUUAUAUAUUGUCUACUCCAAUAAUUUGCUAUGGAUUUUUGCCAGUAUUUUAUAAACUGCAAGCAACGAGUACUUAUGAGUAUUUAGAAAGGCGUUUCGGAGUACCAACGAGAUUGUUAGCGAGCUUCGUCGUGUGGCUCCAAAUGUUAUUGUACUCGGGCGUGGUGCUUUACGCUCCGGCUUUGGCCUUUGAGACGACAACUGACUUAUCAAGAAUGAAAAGUAUCCUAUCAGUCGGCUUAGCCUGCGCUUUUUAUUCUAGUAUCGGCGGAAUAAAAGCUGUAUUGAUAACAGAUAUUUUCCAAGCAGUUUUGAUGUUUGCUUCGUUAAUUGCUGUAAUUGCCGUAGCCGCUUAUUCAGCCGGUGGCCUCGACGAAGUAUGGAACAUUGCAAGUCAAGGCGGCCGUAUAGAUUUUAAUCACUUUUCUAUUGAUCCUACCGAACGCCACACAUGGUGGAGUCUCAUAAUUGGAGGAAUGUGUACAUUUUUAUCACUCUACGGAGUAAAUCAAAUUCAAGUACAACGAUUUUUAACUGUCAAGAGUUUGAAAUCAGCACAACGCGCGAUGUGGUUUUGCCUUCCGGUUCUUAUAAUACUGAAUCUCACAACAAGUUUAGCCGGAUUGUCAAUUUACAGCAAAUAUUUCAACUGUGAUCCAAAAACAGCCGGAAAAAUAAAACAACCAGAUAUGCUGAUGCCAUUCUAUGUUAUGGAGACAAUGUCUUCAAUUCCAGGUCUUCCUGGUUUAAUUAUCGCUGGUGUAUUUAGUGCGGGAUUAAGUACAAUAUCAGCAGCACUAAAUUCCCUUGCAGCUGUUAGUUUGGAAGAUUAUAUAAAACCCCUGUACUUGAAAUGUACAAAAAAACAAUUAUCACCAUCAACGUCAUUGAUAUUAGGAAAAUUUCUAGCAUUUUCACUUGGAUUUUUAUGUAUAGCUCUUGCUGUACUUGCUCAGUACUUAGGAAGUGUCCUUCAAACAAGCUUGACAAUAUUUGGAGCCGUUGGUGGGCCGCUAUUAGGUUUAUUUACCCUGGGAAUGUUAUUUGAAUCAUCAACUCAGAGUGGUGCUAUUCUAGGUACGACAGUAUCACUUGUAUUUUCAUUAUGGAUCUCAUUCGGUGGUCCGCGACCAGCUCCACCGGCGUUACCAGUAUCCAUUGAGGGCUGCAGUAAUGGAACGUUACUUUUACUCAACCAGACGCUAGAAAUGAAUCAUCAAACGCUACAUGAUUACUUGCAUCCUCAUGUCCGUAGUAACUCGGAAUUUUUUUACCUCUACCGACUUUCUUACUUGUGGGUUUCCCUGAUUGGUCUUGUGUUGACAAUCACCAUUGGCAUGAUCACCAGUAAAAUUUCUCGGUGCUUUGGGUUCGAGAGCCAACGAGCCAUUGAUCCAGAUCUGUUCUUCCCAUUUAUAGCUAAACGUGUUCGCAAGAGGCUUGAGACUGAUCCUAAUUUUACUGCACAAAAAUAUCAAUUUGAAAGUAAAAAUAAUAUCGACACUGCUACCACUAGCAUGUAACCAUCUUGUCACGAAUUUUUCAGUAGUUACAAUCAAGUUUUCAUCGCAUCAUAAAUUAUUGUAAAAAUCAACUUACAAUCCAUUGUUUUUAUAUUUAAAUUUUAAGUUUCAUAAAAAAAAAGUACAAAGUUUGAAUUUAUUGCCUCGCUCUCAAAAACUAUUUUCUCAAGAGUUUUCAAAUCCAUUUUAUCAGUAAUCUGGAUGAAUAUUUUCUUUCCGGAAUGAUGAUUGUCUUGUUUAUUAUCUUGGUAAUUAAACCGAUUCAGCCUUGAGACAAAUGUGUGAUGUUAAUGAACAUGCUGAUGCUUUAUAUAAUUAAUUUUUAAAAACCUUAAGUACUUUUCUAUCUCAGGGCAAUGGGUAACCGCUCCUUAAUUAUAUUCACAUAAAUAAUUAUUUCUAUUGAUACCUCCCGUACUUAAAUCAAAAUUUCAUAGAUAAAAUGAUUAUUUAUUUUACUAUUAACAAACUUAUGUAAUUUUAAAAUAUUGAAUUUUAUACAUAUGUACAGUACUAUAAUGUUAACUUUUAUGACAUCAUUGUCAUUAUUAUAGAUGUA
Messenger RNA from Microplitis demolitor, 2816 nucleotides. RefSeq names its product putative sodium-dependent multivitamin transporter. The record is from RefSeq and is a predicted model, not a curated record. Gene Ontology annotation, molecular function: symporter activity. Bases 473 to 2257 code for a protein of 594 amino acids. The transcript has 9 exons. Gene Ontology annotation, biological process: transmembrane transport; sodium ion transport. Lineage: Eukaryota; Metazoa; Arthropoda; Insecta; Hymenoptera; Braconidae. Gene Ontology annotation, cellular component: membrane.